Schistosoma rodhaini is the source of this 4674-nucleotide messenger RNA. Lineage: Eukaryota; Metazoa; Platyhelminthes; Trematoda; Strigeidida; Schistosomatidae. The record is from the annotation of a GenBank genome assembly.
AAAAACUAUGUUUCAAAAUUUCUGGCAUUGUUUCUCUUAUUGUUUAGAGGAAGUGGAAAUAAAAAUAUUCUCUUGAUUGAACCUCUGAUAAAACACUAUCCUCUUUUAACGUAGUGCUAUUGCCGACUUUAUAAUUUAGAUUUAAAUACACCAUAGGAUUGUCAAUACCUGCAACUAUAUAAAUUCAUAAGAAAUUGAAUAGCUGUUUGAACCACACUUCGUAAAUGGUAAGAUGGAAUUGUUCAUGAAUGACCUUUCCAUACUCUCUACAUACUGCAACUUAUACCAUCUGGUCAUUGUUUCAGUCUUCAGUAAUAAGGAUCUUAGAACACGUAUCACAAUUUUAUGGGAAAUAUUCCUCUAAUAUCACUGAAUACAAGCGCUUAACCAAUAGUGAUUCUUGAAAACAUUAGCAUAUACGCCAACAAACAGGGGAGUAAAAUCCCUCCGCUCAACAAUAUGCCCGUUCAUAACAGUUUUCACAUCGAAAAGCCACAAAGUUUUAUAUUAAUUAAUAGUAUUAAACUGAAAGAUUUCGAGUGUUAUUUUCAUCUAUGUAUGCAAAAAGUACUCCUUGUACCAGAUAGAAAAUAGCCUUUGUCAGUAAACUGAUAACUUCCAAUAUCAGACGUUUAAGGUAGGCACCUUUUUGCUACUUCUGAAUCUAAAUUAAAAUUUAGGUUACUAUGUACAUAGAAGAGUCAUUUGGUUGACUAUCAUGCUCCUAAAUAAUUUUGGUUUAACACUUCCAUCCACUCUCCCAUAGCUGUAAAAGCAGUACCCAGUUUUAAUCGGUAGUAUUUUCCAAGCAGUACAUGCCAAUACAUCGUUAUCUAAUUUUUAUUAUCAAAGUAGUAACAUGCUCGUUAAAAAUUAUUGCACAGAUUCAUAAUUAUUUACCAUUCUGAAUUUUCCGUUAUAAAUAAUAUAACUCAGCCCAAUACAUAAGAAGGCAAGUGACAAUUAUUUCCGCAAUAUAAAGCAAUCUACAGUUCAUGCAGCCAUAAGUUUACGUUCUUCAUUGAAAGCAUCACAGUAAUUCCAACAUGACCUCUUAUGUUGAACAUCAAUAUAGCUUUUUUCUUCCUGAAAUUUAUUCACCGGGCAGUAACAGUUCACCGAGAAUUCUUUAAAAUAAGUAAAAUGCAUCAAAAGACUUGAAGUUAAAAAUUAAUGCUUAGCAUUUGGACAAGGAAAAAGUCAUGCGUUCGUAGCUCUCCUGAUAGUCACUUUCUAAAGAAAAGUAGGCAUGAAUAUAUUAACUACUCCCAAAAUCAUUUAGCAGCCGAUAAGUAGUUUAUUCCCUAAUCCUUCUGAUUACCGCACUUGAUAUUAGUAAAUGAAUCUUUAAUUACGCUUAUGAAUCAUGGACAUUAGUAGAAGAUAUCUUCAUACCUCUAUGGCAUUAUCAUUUUUGACUGGUAAAAUUCCAAUGGUUUGUAAUAAAUCGUGAGAUAUAUAUAUAUAUAAUCUCGUUAUCAAAAUAAUGUAACCAGUUUACAUACUGAUUCAUAACUCUCUUUACAAGAUACCAUUUGAAAUAAUUCCUGACUACAAAACGCAUUAUUUGGUUUAUCAACGGAGUGCUUUUCUUCAUUACGCAAAAAUUAUACGCUGUGGGAGGUAGGUCAUCCAAUUAAUUGGCAUCACUUACCUUUUGGUAAAUUACGGUCAUGACAUUGUAAAACCGUCAUUUCUUGAACGGGCUAGUUCGUGCUAGGGCUUGGUUCAUUGGGGACAAAUAAUUUAAGAAGCAUCAGAGGACAUUUGUGGUCACCUCAAACUAGCAGAAUACAUAGUUUAUUGUUUACUUCUUUGCUUUCAAAUGAAGCUAUACUUAAUUGCUAAGAAUCAUCUUGGAAAUAAAGUCAUAAAUACCCUCUAUGUUGAGUUUAGAGUUUCAUAUCCAUAUAUAGUUAAUUGGUAGCACGAUUUUCGCAAGUUCAUGUGAAAUGCAUUGAUUAUGCCUGUUUUGUGAACUGUAUCAUAGGUCUUUAAGUAGUUUUGGGUGGAGUUUAUCUACCUUCUUAUGACUUUUCUGAGUUAAAAUGCUUAGAAAACUCACUAGUAUAAAUUCAUGACAGGUAAUAGUCUACCAUAUUUAGGAAAUUAUCUAUUUUUUUCGUUCAAGUCUAAGAGAUCUUGAGGUUAACGUAAAUAGAAAACUGAACCUCGAUGAACUGUAAAUACAAUAAAAGCUAACGGUGAUAACUGCACCACAGUAGUGAUCAACCGCUGUACACAUCUCUAAAAACAAUAAGCCUAUUGUUUAUAAAGCGAGACCGAUAAGUCCUAGGUUCAAAUCCCGCGGGCGGGGUCGUGGAAGCGAACUGCUGAGGAGUUCCAUACUAGAACGAAACGGACGGCCUGUGUUUUCAGGUUUUCUACGGUGGUCUAGCUUUAAUCGAUUCGUGAAUUCAACUAUUAAAUUACCAUAAUACCCACAAAAAUCCUUUAUGUUUAUAUAGCUCUUAGUCAAUGAGUUGUCUAUUCUUCCGCUCAAUAAAUAAUCGUUUUAAGUUCAAACGAUUAGAUGUUUGAUAUCAGAAUGGCUUAGUUAUCGAUUGAUUCAGUUUUUAACGUUUGAGAUUGUGUGUACAUAAACAUGCUGAAUCGUUAAUGAAUUUCCUUCCAAUUACUCCGAAGAGCGAAUUUUCAAGCAACACCAUAUCUGUAUACAUUUUAGAGACACUGUUAUGUGAUGUUUAAAUAAAUCAAUGACUUCUUAGUAUUGAUGACUGUUGUAAUUUUGAAUUCCAAAUACAAUACAUUCGUUCGGGCUCAUCUGAUACUUCUUGAUUAAAUUGCGUUAUUCCUGGGAUUACUAGUUCAUACUACAAUUCAAAUACUCCUAAUUAUCAUAUUGGCGUCGCGACUGAGCCUGUGAUGGAACGGUUAAAUAUAAAUUCAGAUUUUAAUGCUUUUGAGGAGUACAUGGAAAGGUUCGAAAUCUGGGCUAUGACCAAAGAAGAUGAUGAUGAUUUUAAUAUUGUGGCCCAUUUCCUCACAUUCAUCGGGAAAGAAGCAUACAGCCUUAUAAAGAUUUUGGCACUUCCAGACAAACCGAUUUCACUCCCGUAUGCAACUCUCAAGCAACUUCUGUUGGAUCAUGUAAAGUAUACAAAUUCCGAAUGCGGUAAGAAAGGAAAAUCCGAUAAAAUGACUCGUCAGAACAUCAGGAAUUCCACUUAUUCAAACAGUCGUCGUAGUUCGAUGCGUAAUCAAAUUUAUUCAGAUAAUACUUCAUUGAGUUGUGAAACAGUCCAUGAUGAUGAGCACAAGUUUAGUAAAUGCAUGUUCUGCGGCAAGUUUCACCCAUGUAAUUCAUGUAUAUUUCGUAAUUCUAAAUGCUUUAAAUGUGGUAUAACUGGACAUAUUCAGUCAGUUUGUAAUACCAUGGUUCAUUUCGCUGAAAGUAAUGCUAAGAUGGAUGCUUCUAAUGAUCAGUUAUCUUUAUCUAGAAGAGGUAUAACGUUAUAUAACAGUCCAGAGUUGAAUGAAACCCAGAGUCAUUGGGAGGCGAAAAUUCUCAACCAAUCAACUUAUCAGAUUUCUCAUGUUAUUGUACCAGAUAUGGUUUGUCGUAAUAAUUCACAUACUUCUGAUGGAAUUUCUUACAACUCUGAGAAUAGAAUGUUAAAUAAGUCAAAUCAUGAUCAAAAACCAAAUUCAGUCAUGGUAGAUGUUGAAUUCCCUGAUGAUCCAUUACCUAAUGAAACUCUUAAUCAAUUUGAGGAAAAUAUUUCAGAAGAAUCGAAUUCUGAUAUCAUAUCAAGUGUCAGUGGUCCUCAUAAUGAAUUUAUCUCUAAUGAUAUUCCUCAUGAAUGUGAAAAAUAUGUUUCUUAUGAGUUGAAUUCUAGUCAUAUUUCUGAUGUUAUUGUGUCAUAUGUUGGAUACUCUCACGAACAAUGCAUGUUGAAUAGAAUCCCUAGUCAGGGGUAUAAUGAUACAGAGGGGAUGGCAAAAUUUACCGAAGCAACCAGAGAACCAGUUUGCCCAGAAGUGAAGUUUGCACAGACAGAGAAUCCAAAUCAAGUCCAAGAUUAUCCUAAUGAAUAUGAGGCAGAUGAAUGUUUUCUAUCCGAUUGUUUCGCAGGUAAAUCAAGCCUAAUUGAAUCACGUGUGUUAAUUACAUAUAUCAAUGUAUAUCCAUCUGUGUAUUCUAAUAUGAAUAACAAAAAGAAUAUGUAUCAUGAUUUUUAUUCAAGUCAAAGUCACAUGAUGGAAUACCUCGAAUUAUAUAUCAGUGUUUAUUCCCAAAUACUCGUAUACAGUAGUCGAUGCGUGAGAUUUGAGAAGAUACUGCAAAUUGGAAAUGUCAUAUUGGCUAAAACAUUGCGACAUAAGGACCCAACAUUAUUUCGUGGGGGAGGAUAUUGUUGAAAAGUAUAUGAUGCAAAUUCUAAAUAUCAGUGGUUUCACUACACAACCGACAUGCUGAUUGUAUGCAAUUCUAGAACCCAGGUGAGUCUGUUCCAAUUUCCGUUGUUAAUUCUAAUACUAAUGAGUGCAUUCUAGAUAAUACAGAGUGUACAUUCAAUACACCAUCGGACAGAUACACCUACAAUUCAAUUCGAGCUGUGGCGGAUGUGAUGUUUAAAUAAAUCAAUGACUUCUUAGUAUUGAUGACUGUUGUAAUUUUGAAUUCCAAAUACAAUACAUUCGUUCGGGCUC